This is a messenger RNA of Anas platyrhynchos (mallard), 2359 nucleotides long. It is a transcript of the gene TNFRSF13B, whose product is annotated as TNF receptor superfamily member 13B. The record is from RefSeq and is a predicted model, not a curated record. Lineage: Eukaryota; Metazoa; Chordata; Aves; Anseriformes; Anatidae. Gene Ontology annotation, cellular component: plasma membrane. Gene Ontology annotation, biological process: B cell homeostasis; hematopoietic progenitor cell differentiation; negative regulation of B cell proliferation.
UUCCUGGCAAAGCUGGGAAAAAAAAAGUGACCCUUUCCUGCCCCAGGGCAGCUGCUUUCUCUGCAGAAGAAAACCUCCUGCUGGUGGUGGGUGAUGAAAGGGCAGGUGCUGCAGAGCCAGACACCCAGCUGGGAGCUCUCCCUGCUGCAACGUGGCCACCAGGACCGGCACAUCCCCUCCCCGCAUGCCCCCCGCUCCCCCGGCAGCCCUGGAACCAAUGCAGCGCGCUGCGAGCGGCCGAUUUGCAUCGGAGGGAUAAGGGGAAGCCCCAGGAAACGCAUGGCCCAGGCAUUAAUCAAAUCUACCUCUAAUAAUAAACCUCCCCAGCAAUGCGCGGGCUCGGAGCGCGCAGUGCGAUGGCAGGAGCCGAGGAGGAGUAGCCCCCGUGCCAGAGCCAAGCCCAUGGAUGGGACGCCCCUGGGCUGUGAUGCCAUGAACAACUGCACCGACCAGCAGUACUGGGACGCCCUCGUCUGCCAGUGCAUCCCCUGCAGCCUCAUAUGCGGCCGGUCCGCGGUGAGGAGGUGUGCUGCCCUGUGUGAGUCCAUGGUUUGCAACAGGAAAGCCGGCUUCUACUACGACAAGCUCCUGAAAAAAUGCAUCAACUGCGCCACGGUCUGCGGGCAGCACCCCAAGCAGUGCGACCCCUCCUGCGGAUGUGCCCUGGCCACCACCCCCCCUCCGCCGGCCGCCCUGGUCACGGCGCUGCCUCCCGCGGCCGCGCUGGAGCAGAAGGCGUGCGCGGAGCAGGAGCCGUGGCUGGUGGUGUACCUGCUGCUGGGGCUCUGCCUCUGCGCCCUCAUCUGCUCCCUCGUCCUGGGCUGGACGCACCUGAGGAGGAAAGGAGAGGUGGGAUCCUGCCAGGCCGGCACCGGGACCUGCCACCGCAGGGAGGAUUCCUCCAAGGAUCGCCUGGUGGAAGCGGGCAGCGUUGGUGAUGGAUCCACCGGCAGCAAGUCCCCUGAGCCAGUGGAAACCUGCGGCUUCUGCUUCCCCGGACACGGCUCGGCUGUACAGGAGAGCAAAGGGCACCACAGCCCCUCCUGCCCCCCGGGGGAGAGGGCUGCGGCCGCUCACAGCAGGGUGUGCAGCACGGGAAGUGCCGGGGCGAUUCCCAGCCCUGACGACGGCCAUUUUAAGAUCAUUUGCUCUCCUUCGCAAGAGAAGACGCCCAUGGCGUGACCGCGGUGAACACUCCUGCACGGGCUCAGAAAGGAGGGCUGUCCCUCCUGCCCCCAAAACACAGCUGCUUCUCCCUCUGAUCCCAAGCCCCAGCUCCUGCCAGGGCAGGUGGACACAGCUCAGGGGCUGUGGGUCACGGACAGUGCCUUUCUCUUCUUGGAAACCCAAACUCUCCUUGUUCCAGUGAUGGAUGUUGCUCCCCGUUCAGCCUGUGCCUCCAUGCUCCAACCUGACCUCCACAGACACCUCCAUGCUUCCUGGCCCUUGGGACCGGAGGCCCGUGUGGGCUUCUCAGCCUGGUUCCCUCAUCAGCAUCACUUUGCGUCUACGAAGUGUGCCGAUGCCUGGCCAGGAGCAGCCUGUGGCAAGCGCCAGGCCCCCGCCUUUCCCCAUUUUAAAACUCUGCCUUGCACCACAAGUGGCUUCCGAGCAGAGCUGUGCUCAUGUGGGACGCACUCGAUGGACAGAAAGCAGAUGAAGUGGUGGUGCCAGGCUGCCAUCUCGAGAAUUCGCCAGGUGUGACAGCAGCCUGACCUCGAUCCAUCGCCCCUGGGUGCCUGCCUCCUUCACCAAGAGGUCUCCUCUCCUCAGGACUAUGGGGAGUUUUCCAAAGAAUCAGUUUGAAGUGUUUUAAAGCAUCUCGGGCCUUUCAGACAAAGCUGCGGCCUGGCCUACUCCAGCCUCCCAGGAUGUUCCACACAGACAUGAUGACCAUCGAGUGCCACUGCCAUGCUCCUAGGUGGGGCACGUUUUCUGACUUCAACAAAGUUCUUUUACAGCAAGAGUAUUCACAGUACAUGAGCUCCACAGGCAGCUUUCAACACUGCUUUGAGGGGAGGAAAGGACACGGGGCGGUGAGGCUUUGCCUUUUGACUGGAUACGGUAGUGCACAAAUUGCUCCGGAGGCACCAAAAUCACCGACGGGACUGGGUUUAGAUGUGAAAAAUCAUCCAAAGCUGAGAACUUUCUGGAAGACUUGAUGCUUUGAUGUACUCCUGGUCUGGAUUACCUGAAACAGCUGGUAAAAGUGCCGGGCUGUGGCGUGGCUGAUUUGAGGAAAGGUUUUUGUCUGACCUGUAUUUGAAAGCUACUAUGGAAAAAUGUGAGUUUCAACAUGUAACGUCAAGUUCUCUCAUUCUCAUUAAAGGAGAGCGUAGGAAUGUUUUGCUUGGUGAAA